This is a messenger RNA of Habropoda laboriosa, 143 nucleotides long. RefSeq names its product D-aminoacyl-tRNA deacylase (gene Dtd). Bases 6 to 143 code for a protein of 45 amino acids. Gene Ontology annotation, biological process: tRNA metabolic process. The record is from RefSeq and is a predicted model, not a curated record. The transcript is spliced from 2 exons. Gene Ontology annotation, cellular component: cytoplasm. Gene Ontology annotation, molecular function: D-tyrosyl-tRNA(Tyr) deacylase activity. Lineage: Eukaryota; Metazoa; Arthropoda; Insecta; Hymenoptera; Apidae.
UUAAUAUGAAAGCAGUAAUACAACGAGUGGCAAAAGCUAGUGUUUCAGUUGAUGGUGAACUUAUUAGUAGCAUUGAAAAUGGUCUAUGCGUCUUAAUUGGCAUAAAAAGAGAUGACUCAAAGGAGGACAUCAAUUACAUGUAA